AUGCAUGUGGGCUGCAACUUGGAAUUAACAACAAAAUCCAUGAGGGGCAGUGAGAAGACAGAAGUGAGGAGUGAAGUGUGGGAGCAGAAGGAGUCAAAGAUGAGGAGAGGCAGUGAGAAGACAGAAGUGAGGAGUGAAGUGUGGGAGCAGAAGGAGUCAAAGAUGAGGAGAGGCAAAAUGAGAGAGACAGAGAUGAAGACGGAGAGAGGGAGCAGCGAGGGAAACCAAAGGCAUGUGGAGUUCAGCAUCACUUUGCUUGGCUGCACUGUGAUUAAAGCGAGGCUUCCCUGGAGAGAGAGGCGGCUCUAGGCCUGCCCAGUCAGUUCUCUCGCUCCCUUGAUCUCCUGCGUGUCGCCCACAGAAACAUACCGCCAAACCUUCAGGAAAGGGCUCCUUUUAUUGCUCUGCUCCCCCUCCACUCCAUCGCCUCCAAAGAAACUGCAAAGCAAGCACAGAUUGUCGUGGCAUGAGCUCUUCUCAAUUUAACAGGAAGGAGGUCUGCCUCAUACAAGCAGCUACCCGGAUCUGGGAGAAGGUUUUUGAUGUUUUAAUGAAGAUAUUUCCCGCCUUGUUUCUCAUGAACUUGUCAACCUUUUGAGAUUAGGUAAAAAGAGAAUAUUUGGCGAGUGAUUUUCCAGCAAGUUUCUGUGAAAAAAAAGGCAGAAAUGUGAAAAUGUGCCUGUUAAAUCAUCAUGAAGCCCAAGAGGGGGGCUACUUCUGCUCCUGCGUCUUUCAGAGGAGGUGAAAACCAGAACCCUGUAGACUGGAAGCCAGGAAGAAAAGCCCGCAAAGAAAAUGUCGCCCUCGAUCUUAACCCGUUUGUGCCCAAAUUUUUUCAGCGUUGUAAGGCAUAUCAUUUUAUCAGUUGAGUCCCCCUGAAUCAUUUUAUGUAUUUAUUUAUUUUUUUCAUUUUGUACUUCGUUGUGAAGAAAAUAGCAUUGUUAUGACUGGCAACAAGUCUUGCCAUUAUUCACACAGCUUAUCACCAGGUCAAAUGUCACCUAAUAAUUACAGACAAAUACUACUAUUACUACUACUACUAAUGAUGAUGAUCAUUAUAAUAAUAAUAAUAAUAAUAAUAAUAAUACAAAGUCAAAAAUCUGCCAAAGACUGGGAAAUGCUUUUCUCCUGACACCAAAUAAUUAUUAUUAGAGCAGCUGUAAAAAAAAAAAAUAUAUAAUCCACAGGAUGAAUGGGGCCAAAAUAUUUUCUAAAUAUUUUUCUUAGAGAGAAAUGUUUAAAUAAUUAUCACAUAUAGGUUAAAUCAGCCAUUCUUGAACGGAACAAAGAAAGUCAUUGUAAACUAGAAAAGCACUCGGACCUCCGCCAAGCAGCUCAUGUCCCCCCUUAUAUUGUGAUUCACACCAAAACUUUUACUGUUACGUGUCUUUAUUAACUUUUAUUUGUGUUUAAACUGGUAUGUUCACUGUUCAUAAUGUUCCUAAAACAACAAAGCUCAUAUUAGAUACAUAAAUGCAUGAUUUCUUAUGCCAUAUUUUUAAGCGUACACUUCCUUGCACUUCAUUGGUUAUCUUUCAGCAUUGAAAAUUCCAACGACACCCUUAUUUUUGUGUGUUCUGGAUCACAGUAUUCGAAAUUUUGUCUGGAUCAGGAUCAACCUUUGACACCUCAUAAAACUCAUUGAGAUCCUUCUGUGUAAUUUUUUACUAAAGACUCUGGCCAUUUUUAUAGAGUUAAAUGAAAAAAAUCCUUCAAAAAAUUGCUGGAUCCAGAAGGCGAUCCGGAUCACCACCAAAAUGUAAUGGGAUCCUCCUGGGGCUGAGACGCACCUGUGGUGAAAAUUUCAAUCCGUCUGUAACUUUCUCCGUAAAGUUGCUAACAGACAAACAAACAAACAAACCAACACUACCAAAAACAUAACCUCCUUGGUGGAGGUAACAAGCUCUCAUCAGAAGUGUGAAUGUGUCUAGACAGCUGCACUGCCUUAUAUGGAUGUCCCCUGUUAGACAGGUUGAUCUCACAUAAGGAUACAGGUCCCCUCUAGGCAAUUUAAAAAAAUAAAUAAAUAAAAGUCACAUUUCAAGUAACAUUGCGGUAAAAGACCUGAAAAGACAAAUUUCUAUUCAAUUUUUGUUUUAUUAAAAUUACCAGAAAUAGGGGUCCACUUUUGGUCAGUCUGGGCUGAUAGUCUACUGUUGCUCAAUGUCAAUGUCAAGUUUAGUGCUUUACAAUAACGAAGCAGUAGCAAUAAAAGCAAGUCAUACAACAGCAAACAGCAACAACAAAAGACAUGUAACAUAUAAAUGUAAACAAAAACGAAUAUAGAACCAAUACAAGUAUCAUACUCUGCCAAAAGCUAAAGUGCACAGGUGAGCUUUUGUGUGUGUGUGUGUGUGUGUGUUGGGUCGCGUUGUAGGUGUGGGCAUUGGUUAUGGUAAGUACUUGUGUGUCAAGAAAAGUGCACCUCCAACUGCACAUCAACAUUUUUUACCUCAGUGAAACACAAGCUAAUGUUAGCUAGCGAAAAAAUGACAUAUGUUAAUGUAUAAAAAACUAGACACACAGACCUUGAAUACCUGUGAAUUUAUUUAGCUAGAAAGAGUAUUCUAAGAGAACUAAAAUGAGCCAUUGAACAUCAUUCUACAAUUUUAAAUAAGUAAAUUAGGAGGAAUCCUGCAGACAGUGUUUUCCUUUAGUUAGCGACACCUUAUGUACCCACUGGCAACUUUUGUUGCCACUCACAGAAAUAAGCCCAUGAACAAAAAAACAUUUAUCCUAGGUACAAUUUUUUGGAAGAGUGUUACUCUAGAAACUUGAAUGAUUAAUUAUUAUUUGUUUGGGGGGAAAAUUGUAAUUUAUGAAAAUUACCUCUUUCCAGGAAGAUUUGCAUCGGCCAUGUCUUCAGCCGGAAGGAGCAGGUAGCAGAUGAUGUCAUGUGAUAGGAAGCACUUGGAAAUUAUUUUGAAAAAAAUCUAAAUGUUUGUCUAAGUUGUCUACUAGCGUAGAAGUGGAAAAAAUUACAUUAGUACCUUUGAGAUUUUUAUUGUGAGUUGAAAAUGACAGUGAUACACUUUGUCAACAAUUGUUGCCAGUGGGGCAAAACGGGUUAAUUUAAUUCCACGUUCAGUGGUGGUGGGCUGAUCAGGCCGUCAGGGGCCCCGUCCCUCCCCUGACCUUUCUUCCUCUGGUCAAGUGACCUUCAGUCCCUGUCUGCAGAGCGUCUGACAAGGCAGCCGAGCGCCUGAGGGGGAUGAGAGAAGAAAGGCCGUGACAUUACACACAUUCAUGAGGCGCUGCAGCCAGGAUAAUUACACCGAUACUCACUUAACAUGCAUCGCAGGCGAGCCUAUCAUUUAUCAGCCGCAUGACCUCUAGCAAAGGAUCGCUUCCUCUGAUCUGUCUAAUUAUUCCGUUUUUUUCCCCUCUUGUCUUCGUCUCUUUCUUUUA
Xyrichtys novacula (pearly razorfish) is the source of this 3408-nucleotide messenger RNA. NCBI's taxonomy places the organism in Eukaryota, Metazoa, Chordata, Actinopteri, Labriformes, Labridae. The record is from the annotation of a GenBank genome assembly.